AUGCUUCUGGACAAAGAUACACUUUGCUUCUUCCUGAGGCUACUACCGCAGCAACUUUUGAACCCAAAAAAGACUCACAAAUGGCUGAUACCGAUAGUAGGAUCACUGGUAAUCAUGUACUUGCAGACAGUGUCUGUGGCGGUGUCGGUGCUGACGCUGACGUUCAUCAGCAUCGACCGCUGGUACGCCAUCUGCUUCCCGCUGCGCUUCAACUCCACCACCAACCGCGCCAAGACGGCCAUCGGCAUCAUCUGGUUUGUGUCGCUCGCCUUCGACAUCCCGGAGCUGGUGGUGCUGAGGGCCCGCGGCCGCGACUGGGACUCUGUGCUGCUGACGCAGUGCGAGAGCACCUGGAGCUACGACUCGGAGAUGGUGUUCCACGGCGCCAAGAGCCUGCUGCUGUACACGCUGCCGCUGCUCUUCAUGUCGGUCGCCUACUACCAGAUCGUGCGCGUCCUCUGGCGCUCCGACACCAUACCCGGACACGGCAGCAGCCGCAGCGGCGCGCUCAGCUCCAGCGCCAACGGCCGCGCCUACACCUCGUCCGGAAACUGCGGUACCCGGCGCAGCGCCAUGGGCGCCAACGCGGCCACCGAGGUGCAGCUGCGGUCGCGCCGCAAGGCGGCCAAGAUGCUGGUCGCCGUCGUCGUCAUGUUCGCGCUCUGCUACCUGCCCGUCCACCUGCUCAACAUCCUCAGGUACACGAUGGAUAUUCCACAGAACGACGCGACUAGCAUCAUUUCCAUGUUGGCGCACUGGCUGUGUUACGCCAACUCUGCCGUCAACCCCAUCAUCUACAACUUCAUGAGCGGCAAGUUCCGGCGCGAGUUCCGGCGCACGUUCGGGCUGUGGUGCUGGCGCGGGGGCGGCAACCGGCUGGGCCCGACGCGGGGGCGGGCGCGGCGCGGCGGCCGGCGCACGCCCGGCAGGCUGGCGGGGGCCAGCUACGCGUGCGCCGGCGCCGGCGCCUCCCCCGGCGCCGCCGGCAACUCGACCGUGGCGUACACGGGCCGCUUCACGGAGACGGUGCCGCUGCAGCAGACCGCCACGGCCACGGCUAACGCCAGCCACCUGCCGCCCGCCGUCGCCGCCGCCAUCGUCCGCAUCGACGACGUCGACUGA
Molecule: messenger RNA, 1122 nt
Organism: Schistocerca cancellata (South American locust)
Lineage: Eukaryota; Metazoa; Arthropoda; Insecta; Orthoptera; Acrididae
Product: orexin/Hypocretin receptor type 1-like
Exons: 8
Coding region: 1-1122 (373 amino acids)
Biological process (GO): G protein-coupled receptor signaling pathway
Cellular component (GO): membrane
Molecular function (GO): G protein-coupled receptor activity
Source: RefSeq, a predicted model, not a curated record